Cloeon dipterum is the source of this 844-nucleotide messenger RNA. RefSeq names its product Actin-related protein 2/3 complex, subunit 4 (gene Arpc4). NCBI's taxonomy places the organism in Eukaryota, Metazoa, Arthropoda, Insecta, Ephemeroptera, Baetidae. Gene Ontology annotation, cellular component: actin cytoskeleton; Arp2/3 protein complex. Gene Ontology annotation, molecular function: actin filament binding. Gene Ontology annotation, biological process: actin filament polymerization; Arp2/3 complex-mediated actin nucleation. The transcript has 4 exons. The coding region runs from base 152 to 658 and encodes 168 amino acids. The record is from RefSeq and is a predicted model, not a curated record.
CAAUCAAGGAAGGGGUGUGGUUUUGUCAGCAAAGGAAAGGAAAACACACAUCCUCUUGUUAGUUUGUUAAAAUUACACAAAAUCCAGUUUUCUUAUCAGUUUUAUCGCAGUAUUGGCUUCCUAGCUAAAUUUCAAGGCUCGCAAGGCAGAAAUGGCUGCAACUCUUCGGCCUUACCUGACUGCUGUCCGGCACACUCUCACUGCGGCUAUGUGCCUUGACAACUUUUCAUCUCAGGUUGUAGAGCGACACAACAAACCUGAAGUUGAGGUGCGAACAAGCAAAGAGUUGCUGUUGACCCCCGUUCUGAUAAGCCGAAAUGAAAAAGAGCGAGUUCUCAUUGAAGGCUCAAUCAAUUCUGUUCGAGUGAGCAUAGCUGUAAAGCAGGCCGACGAAAUUGAAAGGAUUCUCUGCCACAAAUUCAUGCGCUUCAUGAUGAUGAGAGCUGAAAACUUCAUCAUUCUCAGAAGAAAGCCUAUUGAGGGAUAUGACAUCAGCUUUCUGAUUACUAACUUCCACACAGAGCAAAUGUACAAGCACAAGCUUGUGGACUUCGUUAUUCAGUUCAUGGAGGAAAUUGACAAAGAAAUUUCAGAAAUGAAGCUCGCUGUGAAUGCUCGCGCACGCAUUUGUGCCGAAGAACUUCUGAAGAGGUUUUGAAGCGCACCUAUGCUCCAUUUUCAUGUUGUUUUUAAUCUCGUAUUUUAUAUAAACCAGCGGCAAUCUUUCCAGUCAUUCCUCUAAAAGCCUAUUCAUAAUUUAUCUAUUUUCUUUAACUACAAUUGAAAGGUAUGUAAGAAAAACUCCUCGAGUCAAAAAAUAUAACCUCAAUAUUAUUACAUCAAA